AGCGCAUAUCAGGGAUCAUUGUGAGUCUGCGCGGAUAGCCGCUCAGCAGCGGAGUGUUACAACAAUAUAGCCAGAGAAUAGCGAGUUAUAUCCAGACCACAUCCAUUACUUCAAACCUGGGCUUUUCAAUGUAUUUAAGUGCGUGUAUUCUUCAUUCAUCGCCUUAAUUAGACGUCUGUUCCCUCGUUCAUCUUUGAGAGACAGAGAGAGAGAGAGAGACACACACACACACUACUUGACCGCAGAAGUUUUUUCGGGGCGUCUUAAGGGAAUGUUUGCGCACCAGCGCGCGCCGCAGCACUUACACCGCCUGUGACUGACAGCGCGAGACACUCUGCGUUCUGCAUCGUGUCGAUACGUCCUUCCUCGACACCCUUCUGCCUGCUUGGACAAUCCGUUGGUGAUUUGAAGAACUGCAGCAGAUUUCCAGUGUACCUGUUUACCAUCCAGCACUUUGGCGUUCCCCUCUGCUGCUGCUGAUCGACGGAUAUAAUCGUAUCAGCGCUCCAAACAAAAUGGCUUCCACAGUGAGAAAAUGUCAGAACCUGUUUUUAACACUCUUCCUUCUCCCUUUGAUCUACUGCAUGCACCCAGACUGCGUCAUUCAGUUAGAGAAAGAGAAGUGUAUGGAAAGGAUGACCUUGGAUGACCCUGGCAGUGAACCUGAAUUGGUCUGCCGAUGGAUGUGGGAUAACCUCACCUGCUGGAAGCCAGCAAAACUUGGUCAAGUUGUCUGGAUGCCCUGCCCUGAGCUUUUUGAAGUCAUGAGUGAUGAGAAUGAUGAGUUCGGAAAGGUCAGUCGUAACUGCACCGAGGAUGGCUGGUCAGAGAUGGUCGCUCACUACGUUGAUGCUUGCCCUUUUAAUGAAAAUGGAACAAGUCCAGACAUGUACUAUGUGUCAGUAAAGGCUCUGUAUACCGUGGGCUACAGCACCUCACUGGUGUCUCUCACCACUGCCAUGGUCAUUCUCUGCAGGUUCAGGAAGCUGCAUUGUACCAGGAAUUUCAUUCAUAUGAACUUGUUUGUGUCCUUCAUCCUGAGGGCCAUCUCGGUCUUCAUUAAAGACGGCAUUUUAUAUGCAGAGGAGGACAGCAACCAUUGCUUUAUACACACCGUGGAGUGUAAAGCAGUGAUGGUAUUUUUUCAUUAUUGUGUUUUGUCAAACUACUUCUGGCUGUUUAUCGAGGGCUUGUAUCUCUUUACGCUGCUUGUUGAGACGUUCUUUCCUGAGAAAAGAUACUUCUACUGGUACACCAUUAUUGGAUGGGGUACUCCUACAAUCUGUGUGGCUAUCUGGGCAGUCUUAAGAGCUCAUUUUGAUAACAUUGGUUGCUGGGAUAUUAAUGACAAUGCUGCCAUCUGGUGGGUGAUCAAGGGCCCCGUUCUUGCCUCUAUCAUGAUCAACUUUAUACUCUUUAUUGGCAUCAUUAUAAUCCUGGUGCAGAAGCUGCAGUCUCCAGACAUUGGAGGGAAUGAGUCCAGCAUUUAUCUGCGUCUGGCUCGCUCCACUCUUCUUCUCAUUCCUCUUUUUGGAAUUCACUACACCGUGUUUGCUUUCACACCAGAAGAUGUCAGCAAAAGAGAAAGACUUGUGUUUGAACUUGGUCUUGGUUCUUUUCAGGGUUUUGUAGUAGCUGUCCUUUACUGCUUUCUUAACGGAGAGGUGCAGUCAGAAAUCAAGCGAAAAUGGCGCAGCUGGACCGUGAACCGCUACUUUGCCGUGGACAUGAAGCACAGACACCCGUCUCUGGCCAGCAGUGGCGUGAACGGAGGCACGCAGCUCUCCAUCCUCAGCAAGAGCAGCUCACAGAUCCGGAUGUCCAGCCUGCAGGCUGAAACACCGGCCACAUGAGCUCUCAGAGGACCUAGCCCCUUAGAACUAGUGCUACCUUCGUCAACGUUCAAGUCCUGUUUUACCUUUCGAGUCUGCGUUGCGUCGGUUGAAGCUGUAGUAUCUGUCAACCGUCCAAAGAUGACAGGCUUUUUGCUGCGAACCUCUGAGGAGCUCACAACCGAUGGCCAAGCAAACAGGGAUACCUUCGAUGCGGACUUAAGGAUGAAUCAGAUUGGGUCUAAACUGAAAGGAAUUACAGGCCGCGGGGAAAUAAAGAAUCCAUAGCAAUCCGCUCUUUAGGAUGUUUUCAUCCAGAAAGCUUUAGCUCGUGAACAAGGUGGAUAUUUUUGUACAUAUCAACAUAGCAAGCGUCUCGCGCGUUUCCGUUUCUCUGUCCGUGAAGAUUUGUCACAGUCCGAGUUUCUCAAUGUUUUAACGUCAAAGCAUCUUCGAAGAGGAUGAAGACAGCAGUCGCGACUGGCAAGUCAUUUUUCGAAAGAGAAGAAACCACAUAUUUGACACAGGAGCUUAAUGAAUAACCGAUUUCCGGUUCCUAACGCCAAUUUAAUAUGUAAAUAUUUCCGUAUGUCAUGUAAUAGAACGAAGGACUGAAGGAAAAUCAAGUUUAAGGACUACAAAGUAUCCACAUUGUGGAUGGAUCUUGGGUGCGGUGUGGUCAAGAUUAAUAUUAGCGAAGGAAAAGCAGAAAUUGAAACCUCAUUGAAACAGCGAGUAACUCGUGACUUUGUUUUCAUGGGUGGAUUCCUCUUGUACUUGUGCGUGUGCUCCGAGUUUCCUAAACAGCCGCUAGUACUGAAAAUGUCAGUUAGAAUAUAAAAAUGCAACAAAGCUCAUGCCACAGUGUUUGGCAUAUUAAUAUGUUACUGGGUAAUAUGAGUGUAAUAGAUUUGUAAUAUGCAUGUUGAUUCCUUCCCCGCCAGUUCUAUAACUACUAUACAGUGAAUUUACAGCAAAGAAUUAUUCAACUUUACACUCAUAUCAAUUAGUUGAAGCUUUUUUUUCUGUUUAAAGGCUGAGAAUUUUCUUAUAGAUUUUCUGACUCAUAAUAUUUGAUCUUUAGCUCGUUUUGUAAUUUAACGUCAUAAAAGCAUUUACAAAUAGAGCACUUUAAGAUUCCAAAGAAGGUUUUUUGAAUAUUUGACCCCUUAAGACAUCAUUCGCUGUACAAGUUUGCAAGUCUUUGCAACUGAUGUCACUUCAUAUGAAGAUGUUUUUUGCUUCUUCAAAGUGCCUUUUUUGCACUAAAGAGACGACGGUUUGGUUUUACAAAGACAAACUGCAACACGUAACUGCAUCAUUCUGUGAAAGUGCUUUUAUUACGCUUCAGCAAACCAAGAGGCCUUCAGAGAAUUCAAGCUAGCCCCCAACCCCCUUUUUCUUUGCUGUAUAUUUCUACAGGCCAAUUUUCUUUUAGUACUGCUGAAAAAAAGAAAGUCAUAUGUAAUUUGAUAUUAAAAAACAAUUGCAAAAAAAGCUAAUUGUUUUACAUUUAAAUUAAUAUAAUCAUUAUUACACACACACACACACACACACAAAUA
Puntigrus tetrazona (Sumatra barb) is the source of this 3394-nucleotide messenger RNA. RefSeq names its product adenylate cyclase activating polypeptide 1b (pituitary) receptor type I (gene adcyap1r1b). Gene Ontology annotation, cellular component: plasma membrane; neuron projection. Lineage: Eukaryota; Metazoa; Chordata; Actinopteri; Cypriniformes; Cyprinidae. Gene Ontology annotation, biological process: cell surface receptor signaling pathway; adenylate cyclase-modulating G protein-coupled receptor signaling pathway. The transcript has 14 exons. Gene Ontology annotation, molecular function: G protein-coupled peptide receptor activity; peptide hormone binding; vasoactive intestinal polypeptide receptor activity. The coding region runs from base 516 to 1853 and encodes 445 amino acids. The record is from RefSeq and is a predicted model, not a curated record.